AUUUUUUGGAAAUAUUCAACAAAAAAUGGACUAAAAACAAUUAAAAUUAGAAAGCACACAAUUUCAUAGUUUCAUUAUCCAUCUUGCCAAUUUCGAGCUUUUCAUUAUUAUAGCAAAUUAAGUUCCCUGUUAUCAUCUCGAUCGAAUUGAAGCCGGCUAAUUGAAAGAAGAAGAAAUGAGCACAACUUCGUUUGGCAAUGGUGGCGAUCCUGGUUUUGAUUCAUUUAAUAAUGCAGCUAGCUCCAUUAGUACGGCAGCCAUUGUUUCGAUCGUUGUGAGUGUAAUUGCUACAAUAGCAAUAGUAAUUGCAAUAAUCUACUGCUUAAAGAGGACAGGAGAUGCUAUUCCCAAAUAUGCACAAGCUCAAUUGACCAUUGGAGGUAACAACUCGAACAAUCAAGGUAAUAUUAAUCCCUUACAAGCUUAUGAAACCGACAUGGCCAAGGCAACCAUGGAGCGAUUCAUCAGUGACAUAGCCCGAGAGCAGCCUACUCGGUUCUCUGCGAACGAGCUAACUCAAUGCACCCAAAACUUUCAAAAGGUACUAGGAUCAGGAGGAUUUGGUGUGGUGUACAAAGGAGAGUUCCCAAACGGGAUCCAAGUCGCAGUAAAAGUACUCAAAGAAAACGUAAGCAAAAGGGUUGAAGAACAAUUCAUGGCAGAAGUUAGCACAAUGUGUAGAACAUAUCACAUAAACCUCGUUAGACUUUACGGUUUUUGUUUCGACACAUCUAUGCGAGCUUUAGUUUACGAGUACAUGGAACAAGGAUCCCUCGACGACUUACUAUUCCAAAAACAAAACAACAAAGGAAACCAAUCUAUUAUCCCAUGGGAUAAACUACAAGAAAUCGCGAUAGGAACAGCAAGAGGAAUAUCCUAUCUACACGAGGAAUGCCAAAAGAGAAUAAUACAUUAUGAUAUCAAACCCGGGAAUGUACUACUAGACCCGAAACUAAGCCCGAAGGUGGCUGAUUUCGGGCUAGCAAUGCUGUGUAAUAGGGAUAGUACACAUGUGGUUAUGUCGGGGUGUAGGGGAACACCAGGGUACGCGGCUCCUGAGUUAUGGACGCCGUACCCUGUUACUUAUAAGUGUGACGUGUAUAGUUUUGGAAUGCUUUUGUUUGAGAUAGUUGGGAGGAGAAGGAAUCAUGUGGCUGAGUUAAGUGGGACGAGUCAAGAGUGGCUACCGAGGUGGGCGUAUGAGAGGUUUGAGAAAGGUGAGUUGAAUGAGAUGUUGGCGGUGGUUGGUGUGACGGCGGAGGAGGAUAAGGUGACGGCGGAGAGGAUGGUGAAGGUGGCGCUUUGGUGUGUUCAGUAUUUGCCUAAUACUAGACCUAUGAUGAGUUCUGUUGUUAGGAUGUUGGAAGGUGGGGUUAAGAUUGAUGAACCUCCUAAUCCGUUUGCUCAUUUACAGGAUGAUUUUGGGUUUGAUUUGAAUACAAUGUCAUCGUCAACUAAAAGUGAUUCUCGGUUGCUUCAAUCGGAGAAUAGUCAGUCGGAGAUUCAUGUACCGAUUACUAUUUGAUCGUUAAUUAAUUAUCUUUAAUUUUAAGCGUGUAAUUAACAUUAAUGUAACUAAACAAAAAAAAAAUUGUGAAUGCUUGCUUGGUUUAGUGUAUAAGCAAGGUUGAAGCGUUGAAAAAAGAAAUGUACAGAAGUGAUUAUUUAGUUGUGUA
Messenger RNA from Spinacia oleracea (spinach), 1676 nucleotides. Its product is annotated as rust resistance kinase Lr10-like. The coding region runs from base 176 to 1525 and encodes 449 amino acids. The record is from RefSeq and is a predicted model, not a curated record. Lineage: Eukaryota; Viridiplantae; Streptophyta; Magnoliopsida; Caryophyllales; Amaranthaceae. Gene Ontology annotation, molecular function: ATP binding; protein kinase activity. Gene Ontology annotation, biological process: protein phosphorylation. The transcript has 3 exons.